AUGGAAGGGAUGGAGGAAGAUACGUGGGAUAAGGACGAGCAUGAAAAGUUCGGUGGAUCAGACAGCAUGAGCGACUUCGUGCAUGUGGAGGCAUCGGAACUUACAGAAGCCGAAAGGGAAGUAGAGGUGGAGGAGGUUGGAUCGAGCGAUGAUGCAACAGCGGCAAAGCAGUCUGUGAGGUCGGACGACGAGGAAGGGAGCAAGCUUGGCGAUUCGUUCGCUCUCGUGCCUCUUAUGAAAGGAGCGCAUGAGAACUGGCAGUUCCGAUUCAUCCGCAACUCAGCCCUGCUCAUCAUCGCGCUCAAGAUUGUCUGGCGAGUGAUCAACACUUAUCGCGAGCGACAGAGGCUCAAGGAGCAAGUCAGGUCGAGCAAGUUUGCUAUCCGAAUGUUGCAGGCGGAACUCCUGUCCGUGCUUGCCGACCGCCAGCAGCUGGAGAAGUUGUUGCUGGAUGUCGCGAACCACAUGUUGAGGACGUUUGUCUCCGACAAGUGCGACGCGUUAACCCCCCAGGAGCGGAGAGAUCAGUCUUAUCCAGGAGUCUCGGAUGUCCUCCUGGUCUGGUGA
Guillardia theta CCMP2712 is the source of this 567-nucleotide messenger RNA. RefSeq lists its product as hypothetical. The record is from RefSeq and is a predicted model, not a curated record. Bases 1 to 567 code for a protein of 188 amino acids. NCBI's taxonomy places the organism in Eukaryota, Cryptophyceae, Pyrenomonadales, Geminigeraceae. The transcript has 4 exons.